GUAAAGUUUGUUGAAGUUGCGCACAUUGAGUGACUCAGUUGCCAAACUUCCCAUCCUCAAAAUCAUCUUUCAACCCCCAAAAGUUAAAAUUAUAAAUCCUAAACUAAAGAGUAAACAAAGUUGGGAAAACCCAAACAAAUUAAAUUAAUUACUCCAUUUUCCACUUCUUCAAAGAAGUGGGGAUUCAAUUCAAAGUUUCUAGAGAGAGAAAGUUGCAAAAUAAUACAAGUAAAAAAAAAAAAAGUUAAAACAAAAAUUCUGAAAGUUUUUUCUCAUGAGAAAAAAGCAUAAACUGUACAGGAAAGUUGAGGUGGACUAAGAAAGAAAAAGAGAGACAAAAAACAGCUCAUCUACCCCUUUUCUCUUGUUACCAACCUUUCUAAUUUCAUUUGUUUUUCUGAAUUUUUGAAGAAAUUUUAGUAAAGGUGAUUUUAAUGUCAUUUAUGUACAACCCAAUUGGUAAAGAUGAUCAUAACCAGAGCUCAGCAAAUAAAUAUUGCAAGUAAAAUAUAGUAAUGUUAGCAAAAUGGGGAAGAAAGGAAGCUGGUUUUCAGCAAUUAAGAGGGUCUUUGCACAUAGCUCUAAGGAGAAGGUAGCUGAUGGAACAGAGAAGAAAACGUCGAAAGAGAAGAAAAAGAAAGGGGCUGGAAAGCUAAAGCAUGGAGACGGCCAUUCGUUCUUGCCUUUUGUCAGAGAGCCAAGCAGCAUUGAGAAAAUACUUGGGGAGAUUGAAAGGGAGCACCAAGUUACAAAUUAUGAGCCUCCAACUCCACCUGAGCCACCAAAGGCAGAACCUCCUCGUGUAACUCCUCCGCCCGUGAGAACUGCUAUUCCACCUGUUAUAACUUCUAUCCCACCAAUUAGAACUGCUACUCCUCCAAGAGCACCUACUCCACCAAGGGCUGCCUCCCCUCCAAGGGAAGCUGUUCAACGGAGUCCACCUUCAAGUGAUGCCACUCAGCCAACUCCCCCUAGAGAGACCUACCCUCCAGCUCCAAGGGUAGAUUCUCCACAAGCUACAACCCCUGUAAAUGCUGUGACUCCUGCUAGGAUUCCCUCCUCAAGGUUUGUUCACCAGCGGAGGCCAGAGCCGACGUUAAGGGAACAACAUGCUUGUGCUACUAAGAUUCAAGCAGCUUAUAGAGGCUAUAUUGCUAGGAGAAGCUUUAGGGCUAUAAGAGGUCUGGUGAGGCUGCAAGGAGUAAUGAAAGGGCAUAAUGUGAAGAGGCAAACAUCAAAUGCGUUGAAAUGCAUGCAGAUGUUGGUCCGUGUGCAAAAUCAGAUACAGUCACGUAGGAUCCAGAUGUUAGAGAAUCAGGUGUUACAACGCCAGAUGAAUAAAAAUGAUCAAGACUACGAAAGCAGCUUUGGCAAAUGGAUGUCUGAGAACCAGGAUCAAUGGGAUGACAGCACACUGACUAAAGAAGAGCUAGAAGCAAGAAUGAAGAGGAAGUAUGAUGCAAUUGUUAAGAGAGAAAGAGCAAUGGCGUAUGCAUACUCCCAUCAGUUGUUGAAAUCAACUCCAAGAACGGGAAAUGGAGCUUUAGCCGAUUUCCGAUCAGGAGGGUAUCCCUACUGGUGGAACUGGUUGGAACAACGCCAAGUACCGCCAUUGACACCGACAAAUCCUUCACGAAGCCCAGCAAUUAAGAACUUUUUCGCAACUCCUUCUAGAUCACCUAGGGACUUCAAGGCUAGCCCCGUUCCCCAGUCGAGCAACCUUGGACAACAUAGUGGUCUUGGGUUUGAUAAUAUGGAUGCUUCAACUCCAAGAUCCACCAGGUCAUCUGUAGCCCCAAGAUCACGACAGGCAAAAACCCCUCCCAGUAGAUUCCAGCAGAAAUUUUCUAGAGGGAGUGCAGCAACUUCACCCUUCAACGGACGUGCAUUUAAAGAUGAUGACAGCCUCAUGAGCUGUCCGCCUUUCUCUGUUCCACGUUACAUGGCCCCAACGGCUUCUGCUAAUGCAAAAUUAAAAGGUAGUCCUGUCCCAGAUAGCCCAAGCAGUAUCACCACUGAUGAGCCUAAAAGGCGGAUGUCAUUUCCUUUUACUCAAGGUGGCGGAUCUUUCAAGUGGAACAAAGGCAAGGAACCGAGUUCACCAAGCGUGCUAGGGAAGAACCAGUCAGUGCAAUCUGUAGGAAACUUGAGUGUUGAUUCUACAGUUUCUAUGCCUGCAGCUGUAGGAAGAAAGCCAUUUAACCGAUUUGCAUGAUUAUUUGUUAUAUUUUUUCCCCCUUAUUCCUCGCUCUUUUUAUUUAAAGUUCUUCUCUCUUGCCCUUGGGUUUUAUGUUUCAUUUCCCUCCUAUGUACUUGUGUUGUGUGUGUUUAUAUUUUAACCGAGUUUACAAUUGCUGAUGUAUACUAAUAAAGACGACAAUGUAGGAUGUGAUUGCUUGUAAUUACUUUUCAUUGUAAAAGGGCCGGAUUCUUGAACAGCGAGUUGCACAUUUUUAA
Molecule: messenger RNA, 2457 nt
Organism: Chenopodium quinoa (quinoa)
Lineage: Eukaryota; Viridiplantae; Streptophyta; Magnoliopsida; Caryophyllales; Amaranthaceae
Product: protein IQ-DOMAIN 14-like
Exons: 8
Coding region: 527-2215 (562 amino acids)
Molecular function (GO): protein binding
Source: RefSeq, a predicted model, not a curated record